ACUGAAGCGACUUAGCAGCAGCAGCUAGUUUAGAAGACGCUAGAAUUGGCGAGGACAGUCUGAGAUGUUAACUUUUAAACCGAGAUCUGCAGGAUCUAGAAACAAUGAUCACAACCUCUGUGCCUCAGUUUCCUUAUGUGUCAACUGCGGCUGACAACCUGCAGUUGUGGGAAGGAUCGGCGAUGGAGUAAACUGCAAAGGGCUGGCUCGAACUCGGGGUCCCGGCGAGGUGGUGCCACCGCUACAACCCACGCUCAUCCGGGAAGCCCCUGGACCCAACACCGACGGGGGGCCCCUAGGCACUGGGGCCCGGCGCCCCAGCCUCGCUCUCCACUCCUCCGCGCCGCGGGCCCCCGCGUUCCGCCGAGGUCGGCCCCGGGGCGCCGAGAGGCGUGGCCGGCCAGCGCGAACCUGGAGGCAGCCAUGGCCUCGAUGGUGGAGUACAAGGGACUCAAGGCCGGCUACCGCUGCGGCUACUGCGACUCGGAGGAGGGCAAGGCGUCCUGCGGCAUGUGGGCACAUUCAAUGACUGUGCAGGAUUAUCAGGAUCUCAUAGACCGAGGAUGGCGAAGAAGCGGGAAAUAUGUGUACAAACCUGUCAUGAAUCAAACAUGUUGUCCUCAGUAUACCAUAAGGUGCCGACCUUUACAGUUUCAGCCAUCAAAAUCUCACAAGAAGGUUUUGAAAAAAAUGUUGAAAUUUCUGGCUAAAGGGGAAAUUUCAAAAGGAAAUUGUGAGGAUGAGCCCAUGGAGCCCAGCGUGGAGGAUGCUGUUUCCAGUGACUUUGGGUUAAUAAAUAAAUUGGAUAUACACUGUGACCUUAAAACAUUCAAUGACGACCUCAAGAAGAGCUUAGAGAGUGAAGAGAGGAAGAAAGCAAAGAGGGAAGAAUCUAAUGAGAUAACCCGUUCACAAGAUGUGGAAGAGAAGUUGGGCUCUGGUGAACCGUCAUGUUCAGUUAAAGUGCAUACAGCUCCUCAGCCAGGGAGAGGGGCAGAUUUGAGUAAGCCUCCAUGUCGAAAAGCAAAGGAGAUCAGGAAAGAAAGGAAAAGGCUGAAACUCAUGCAGCAGGACCCAGCUGGAGAACGCGAGGGCUUCCAGGCUCAGUGUCAGCCCUCAUCUUUGCUCCCACCAAAGACUAAAUCCAACCAACCCAAGUCGCUUGAAGAUUUAAUUUUUGAAUCUUUACCAGAGAAUGCAUCACACAAGUUAGAGGUGAGGGUGGUGAGAUCAUCUCCACCAAGUUCACAGUUCAAAGCCACAUUUCAGGAGUCUUACCAGGUCUAUAAACGUUACCAGAUGGUUGUUCACAGGGACCCGCCUGAUAAACCAACUGUGAGCCAGUUCACAAGAUUCCUUUGCAGCUCACCUUUGGAGACAGAGAAUUCCCCUAAUGGACCAGAUUGUGGUUAUGGCUCCUUUCACCAGCAGUACUGGCUUGAUGGGAAGAUCAUUGCUGUGGGGGUGAUUGACAUUCUUCCAUUCUGUGUAUCGUCUGUAUAUUUGUACUACGAUCCCGAUUAUUCAUUUCUGUCUUUGGGUGUCUACUCUGCGCUCCGAGAAAUUGCUUUUACUAGGCAGCUUCAUGAGAAAACACCUCAACUCAGCUAUUACUACAUGGGUUUCUACAUUCAUUCGUGUCCCAAGAUGAAAUAUAAGGGUCAGUACAGACCAUCAGAUUUGCUGUGUCCUGAGACGUAUGUUUGGGUUCCUAUUGAGCAAUGCCUGCCUUCACUUGAGAAAUCCAAGUACUGCCGUUUCAACCAGGACCCGGAAGCAGUGGACGAAGGUCGCAGCAAGGAACCUGACCGCCUGCAGGUGUUCUACAAGAAAGCCAUAAUGCCUUACGGUGUUUACAAGAAGCAGCAGAGAGACCCGAGCGAGGAGGCGGCCGUGCUGCAGUACGCGAGGCUGGUGGGGCAGGCGUGCUCUGAGCGGAUGCUGCUGUUCCGAAACUGAUCAGCCUGUUCGCCUCUCCUGCCCCCCGAGCCCCUGGGUGCUCCUGCGCUGCCCUGCCGACAUGUGCUACGGUGCGAGUUCAUCACCUGGGGGAAACUCUAACCCUCCACAGAUUAGACUUUCUAAUUUUGAUGGCUGUGUAGCUUUUCUAAAAUAUUUUGUGGCAUAUGUGUUUGUGAAAAUCUCAUGGUUAAUGAUAAAGAUUUUAAAACUAUGUUAUGACAUCGACUCAUAAUUGGGUUUUCUCGUUUCAGAAGUCUGCUUCAUGAACAAGAGACGAUUAACUUCUCUUGUUAAUAUUUUGGGAGGUAAAAAUGUAUCAGUGAACCUUAAGUAAUUUAAAUCACAGUUGUACUUUUUUUUUGUUCUGUUAGAGAAAUUAAAACAGACUUUUUCUUCAGAUCCACUUAAAACAUCAGUUUCUGCUGGAAAAACCUCAAGUGUGGGGAAGAAGGUUGGACUUGUGUUUGGUCACUUAGAAAACGUCUUCUCAAGGGAUCAGAACUGGGAUGCUGUUCAGUGCUCAGUGUCACUUUGCUGCUGAAUGUCACAUUACGUAGUUUCACAGAAAACUUGAGAAAAGGAACCAGUACAAACUUACAAAAAAGGGUGUGUUAGCAUCGAAUGUCUGUUUACCCAAGACAGUCUUAUUCAUGUCUGCUGUCUUGGCGUGAUUAUUUCUCCUAGAAUAAUUAUUUCUCGUGUGCCUUUUUACUCUGCAAAAUACCCCAUUUUGGACAAUAAAAUAUGUGAUUACCCUAGUUAUAUAUUGUCCAAACUGGGGCAGUCUGCUUUAUUUCUCAAAAUCUAACAAGAGUUUUUUUUUUUAGAAAAUUAGUGCCUCCUGCCUUGACCUAAGCCUCUUGAAGGAUACAUAUACACCAGUUUUUAUUUUCUUAGAACGCAGGACACUGGUCUUUGGUUAUUGGUUAAAAAUUAGUUUCUCUCUGACUGCUUUUAUAGCUGUGCUACACGUCGCAGUUAGUGACAUCGGAUGCAUUGUGAACUCUGUUCCAGGGCAGGAGGCAGAAGCAUCCAUUUCCUGCUCAUUUGGCAGCCAGAGAGGAGAUGCCACACGUAGUAAUCUCAGCAAAGGUGGGCCCUGUGUCCCUCUGUCUCGUCUCUCUGGUCCUUCUCUCAUUCACCAGUCUCUGUCCCCCACCUUGAAGGUGGUAGGCACUGUGCCGGGAGGCAGGGGAGGGAGCGGAGGGAGCAGGCACGUCCCCUCAUAGUUGAGCCGUGCUGGAGACAGUGACGGAUGGACGGAGGCGCUUACUCUCUUGUGCAUCUUUGCAGCUGGCCACCAUCUGCUGCCACCUGCCUGGCCACUGAGUCCUUUUCAUUUCCUGUUUUGUCCAUUUUCCCAUUUUCUACUGAUCUUUUUUUAAAAAAACCAUUUUAUUAAACUUAGUGGCUUGAUUUUAAACUUCUCUCCUAAAUGCACUGAAUUGAGAUAUAAAAUAUUAGAAAAUAAUUCCAGCUAGCUACACUAAAAAGAAGGAUCCCAAGAGAAUGAUUUUUAAAAUCAAAUGUCUAGAAGUUCAAGAUCCAAAUAAAUUGUAUUUGUUCAUUCACGCAGAGAAUGUGUGUGUGGGUAACACCUACCGAGGGCAGGUGCUUAGCUAACGGGGGACAGAGUAGUGAGGACAUGGAUUUUGCAUACUUUUGAAGGAAUUUUGUCCUUCAAAAUAGUCUCCCAAGAGCAUUUGAUAGGCUCUUAUUUAGAACUGCCUUCAGAAUCUAUAGAACAUUCAAAAAAAAUUUCCCUCUAAAGUGAAGUUAGCUUAAUUUUUUCAUUUAUGAAAAGGAUAGUUAAGCAAAUAAACUUGAAGAAAAGCAUACAUAAGAAAGUAAGAGUGAUCUGAAAUUUAUUGAGUUGAAAGAAACUUGGAAAUAGGACUUUAGAAGUAUUUUAAGUAAUUUCAGUAUUAAAGUACCUAGUAAAGUGCACACCUGGUGCCCUAGGCAUUGGAAUGCCCAGGGUGAUGUCAUCAGCUGUGUUAAACUACUCAUCAUAGUGAUUAGCAUGUAGGAUGGAACUCAUUAAGAUCACAACUUGAGUACCAAAUGAGGAGAGAGCUUGAAUCUUCCUUUUUACCAUGACUCAGGCUUCUUCCUGCAGAAUUCAGCCCACUCCCUAGGAACGGGGUGCUGCCGGGGUGGCCUUCUAGGUUGGCCCCAGUGAAGCUCCAGAGAGAGUGGCUAUGCUACUACUCAGUUGCUAUCUUCUAUUCUUGUGUUGGUUUUUUGAGUAGGUACCGUAUCAAUCCUAAUGAAAAAAUUAUCUUCAAAGGACAAGUAUUUGUUCCUUGGAGCCCUCACUGAGUGAAUGUUGAUAGUGGGCUAGGAAAGUACAGUCAGGGAAAGUGACUUGACUUGGUCAGUUGACAGUCUAGCUGAGGAAUCAGAUUUUAUGUUAAUGGCUUGUAUCUAAAGAAGGACAUGUGAGGACAUUUCCGAGACAGUUUAUAUCCUCCCGAGGCUGGAAGCUUUGCAGCUGCAAGCUUCAUGUUGUAAUCCGUUUCUGGUUUCAGAUUAAACUUAACACCCGCCUCCCUGUCUUGGGAACAAAAAUGUAGCAAAGAUUCUCCGUGAUACCAUCUUUAUUUAAAUUAUUUCAGUUUUGUGAGACUUUCGUCUUAUUUUUUUUAAUGUAUUCUGAGCACUUUUCUUUUAUAUUGUGAAAGAUAGAGGGUAUUAUCAGAUGAAUAUAUUAUUCAUUUGAUUAAAAUUAUUUAGAUAAGAAAUUAUUACUGUUUAUGUUUACUUUCAAACUGCUUAUUCUAAUUUUUAUCCAUUUUUCAAAUAUCAUUUGUAUAUGACUUCUUAUGUAUGGGAAUUUAUUAUGUAAAUGAACCUUUUCAGAUUUCUGGACAGUCUAUGGUUUGAUUUUAUAGGGUUUUUUUUUUUAGUAGGAUAAAGAUGAGAAAGAUGAUCAGUUACUUAAAAUGUAUCUAUUGUUGCUUACUUUAAAGAAGGAAAUAAAUAGAAACAAUUGGGAAAUGUUUGAAUUAGAAGUCACUCAAAUGUAUGUUAUUUUCCAAAAGAGAACCAGUGACUAUAAAAGGCAAAACAAGUUUGAUUGCAUGUGACAUUUUUUGCACUUGCAUAUGCUUUUUGAACAGUCCAUUUGAUAAAGCUUGAAUAAAACUUUCUAUCUGCAAUGGCUCUUGCUGGUCAUUACUUAAAAGGCCUGUGUUUUCAUCAUUCAGAUUCUUAGGUACAUUUUACCUAUAGUGAAUAUGUCGAAAACAGAGGUAAGACAUUGACUGUAUAUGAAUGAUAGUGUUUAAUUUUCAGUAAUUAGAAUUCCAGACCACUUGGUUUCCUAAAUCAAAGCAUGAUGGAUUUCUCUCUCAGGAAUAAAUGAAAGUAGAGUGAAUCUUGCUUUAAGCAAAAAGUCUGGAUUUUCACAAGAUAAAUUAGGGAGUAGACGUUCUUUUAUCCAGAAGAAUUUGAAGUAAGAUUUAAGUAGCCAAUUCAAGUAUUAAUUUCUCUUAAAAACUUCAGUUUUCAGAGGAAUUUUCACAAAUAUGUCAUAAAGCGAGGUGUGCUUUCAUUGUUCAUAAGAGUCCCCAGUAUAUUUAUAGAAUACAUUUUAAGUCUUUUUACAGUAAAGGGGAUCCUGGUAGGUUUAUGAUAAAAUGAAUCCUGUUUCCCAGGCAAUUUAACUAUUAAAUGCCCACUAAUAUUUUCUCUGGAAUGAAAAUAGCUUUAUUGUUUUCUUAUUUGAAAUGGACAGUGUUCACCAGAAAACAUGUAGACAAUAUAGAAAAAUAUACCAAAGAAAAUAAAAAUCACUCAUAAUCCUAUCACUGUUAGUUCUGUCAUUCACAUUUUGGUGUAUGUCCUUUCCUACUUUUUUCUACCUAUAUGUAUGUAUGUAUUUUGUUUUAUUUUGAAAUAAAAGUGGAAUUAUGGC
This is a messenger RNA of Capra hircus (goat), 5881 nucleotides long. RefSeq names its product arginyltransferase 1 (gene ATE1). Gene Ontology annotation, cellular component: cytoplasm. The transcript has 12 exons. Lineage: Eukaryota; Metazoa; Chordata; Mammalia; Artiodactyla; Bovidae. The coding region runs from base 136 to 1959 and encodes 607 amino acids. Gene Ontology annotation, molecular function: arginyl-tRNA--protein transferase activity. The record is from RefSeq and is a predicted model, not a curated record. Gene Ontology annotation, biological process: protein arginylation.